CUCUCCCACUCUCCCUUCUUCCAUCAGUAUACUCUGGCUAUAGACAAGCAGGUGUUUGACCUGAGGGAAUCUGAGCUGGAGCAGGUGUAGAGGCAGGUGCAGACACUGCUACAGGAGAAACAGACACACCUCCAGUCCUUACAGGAGGAGAGGGAGCACAGACAAAUUAAGAAGGAGCAGCUGGUGGAACAGCAGCUGUUGAUAGAUCGUCUCUGUGGUGACCUCCUGACCUUCAGGAUGGGAUCCUUUAGACCCUCGCUGGACACUGGGGCUUCUGGGAAGUCAGCGAGGAGACCUCCGUGUUCCCAUGAUCAGCUAAGGCCAUGGUUGUACGAGAUCCAUACUAGUCCUCCGGCCUGUUCGUUGGAGAGGGUGAUGGCUGCCUUUAAGACCCGCAGUCAGCUGCUGCUGGCUCAGAUAGAGAGAGAUGAGGUCCACUGCCCUCAAAAAACACUGAAGGAAAGGAGCGAAGAUGAGGAAGAGGAGUGGGGAGAAAGGGAUUCAGGGUGCAAGGAGCGCAGAGAGAGGCGGAGUCAGACGGUGAACCUGCUGCGCCUAAAGAAGGCGGAGACACAGAGCAGGGCUAGCCUCCAGAAUUAAAAGUGUAGCCAUAUUACAUCGGCAAGGGAUCACAGAUUUGAGUUGCCCCUCCUUGCAGUCAUGGUGAUUCCUUAGAUCUCAUUUGGAUAUUCAACAUAGUUGAAAAUAAGCAAACUGCGUGUGUGUUUUGCCCCUGUACGAUGCCCAGCAGUCUGAGAGACGUAUGUGGCUAGAACACGAGGAGCGUGCUCUGGAGAGGAGGAGGGGCCUGCAGGAGCUGGAGGAGGAGCUGAGGUGCAGAGAAGAGAAGAGGUGCUGCGGCACCGAGAGGCCUGUGUUCAGGAGAGGAACCAGCUG
Oncorhynchus gorbuscha (pink salmon) is the source of this 897-nucleotide messenger RNA. RefSeq names its product kinesin-like protein KIF27. The coding region runs from base 238 to 600 and encodes 120 amino acids. The transcript has 4 exons. The record is from RefSeq and is a predicted model, not a curated record. Lineage: Eukaryota; Metazoa; Chordata; Actinopteri; Salmoniformes; Salmonidae.